AUAAAAUCUUUCUCACAUCAUCUCUAAAAUUUCCAUGAAAAAGAAAAACAAAAAAACAGUUGCAAAAUUCCGAAAUGGAGAAAUCAAGUUUCUUUUGCUUUGUGCUGCUGCUCCUCCUCCCUUUCAUUCAAUUACAAGCCUCUUCUUCCCACAAUCACAAGGCUUACAUUGUUUACUUUGGAGAGCACCAUGGAGAUAAGAGUUGGGAAGAGAUAGAAGCAAGGCACCAUUCAUAUUUGAUGUCGGUAAAAGAGAGUGAAGAAGAUGCAAAAUCCUCUCUUCUGUACAAUUACAAACACUCCAUCAAUGCUUUUGCUGCAAUUCUUACUCCUCAACAAGCCUCCAAACUUUCAGAAUUGGAUGAAGUGGUGUCUGUGAUAGAGAGUAAAAAGUACAGGAUGCACACAACAAGGUCAUGGGAGUUUUCAGGGGUUGAAGAAGACAAACCCACCAUUAAUGACUUGGUUUAUAGAGCUAACUAUGGAAAAGAUGUUGUCAUUGGAAUGCUUGACAGUGGUGUGUGGCCAAAGUCCAAAAGCUUUAGUGAUAAAGGGAUGGGACCCAUUCCAAAAUCAUGGAAGGGAAUCUGCCAAACAGGGCCUGCCUUUCAAUCUGCUCAUUGUAAUAGGAAGAUAAUUGGCGCUCGAUAUUACCUAAAGGGAUACGAGCAUCACUUCGGCCGUUUAAAUGAAACGGCGGACUACCGAUCACCGUGCGACAAGGACGGCCACGGAUCUCACACAGCCUCCAUCGCCGGCGGCCGCAGGGUCUACAACGUGUCCGCCUUUGGCGGCGUCGCUUGGGGCACGGCCUCCGGCGGGGCCCCGUGGGCCCGGCUUGCAAUUUACAAGGUUUGUUGGGCCAUUCCGAACCAAAUGAAAGCUCUGGGAAACGUUUGUUUCGACACGGACAUGUUGGCUGCCAUGGACGACGCCAUUGCCGACGGUGUCGAUGUUCUGAGCUUGUCCAUUGGAAAAUCGGAUCCGUACAAUUACACGGACGAUGGAAUCGCCAUCGGAGCUCUGCACGCCGUUAAAAGAGACAUCGUCGUGUCUUGUAGCGCUGGGAAUUAUGGGCCUACCCCGUCGGCAUUGUCUAAUAUUGCACCGUGGAUCAUCACCGUUGGAGCUAGCACUGUUGAUCGGGAAUUUUAUUCUCCGGUCAUUCUUGGUAAUGGGUUGAAGAUUAAGGGAUUGUCGGUGGCUCCGUCGAAGUUGAAGAGGAAGAAGAUGUAUCCAUUAGUGUAUGCUGGAGAUAUAUUGAAGCCUCAUGUACCCCGAAACCAAUCUGGGCUAUGUGUUGCAGGCUCGCUUUCACACGAGAAAGCCAAAGGAAAGAUAGUGUUGUGCUUUAGAGGAGAAGGAAUCAGCCGAUUCGCCGGCAGCCUCGAAGUUAAAAGGUCAGGCGGCGCCGGAAUGAUACUCGGAAAUGUGCCAGCGGUAGGUCGGAGGCCGCACGCCGAUCCCCAUUUUGUUCCGGCCACCGCCGUGUCUUACGAAGAUGCAAAUAUGAUCCUGAAAUAUAUAAAAUCUCGCACAAAUCCAACUGCAAAUAUUGUUCCACCUAUCACUAUCUACGGCUCCAGGCCGGCGCCGGCCAUGGCCAACUUCUCAAGUCGAGGUCCAAACCCCGUCGACCCUCAUUUUCUUAAGCCGGACAUAACAGCUCCAGGAGUGGACAUACUAGCAGCAUGGUCCGAACAAGAUUCCCCAACAAAACUUCCAAAAUACUUGGACCCUCGUAUUGUCAAAUACAAUCUCUACUCCGGCACCUCCAUGUCCUGUCCCCACGUCUCCGCCGCCGCUGCCCUCCUCCGCGCCAUCCACCCUUCAUGGUCCCAAGCCGCCAUCCGCUCCGCCCUCAUGACCACUGCCACCACCAUCAAUAAAUCCGGCCACCCACUCACCGACGACGCCUCCCCCGACAAUUCCCCCGCAUCCCCUUUCUCCUUCGGCUCCGGCCACUUUCGCCCCUCCAAGGCGGCGGAUCCCGGCCUUGUCUACGACUCCAAUUACACCGAUUACCUCCACUACCUGUGCGGCCUCAAAAUGAACUCCAUUGACCCUUCCUUCACGUGCCCUCCACGUGCCCUCCAUCCCCACGACCUCAAUUACCCUUCCAUUGCCGUCCCUCGACUCAGAGGCGCCGUGAGGAUCAAAAGGACCGUCACCAAUGUGGGCGGCGGAGGUAAAAGUGUAUACUUUUUUCACAGCGAGGCGCCGCCGGGUGUGGCGGUGAGUGCUUCUCCUAAUAUAUUGUAUUUCAACAGAGUUGGGGAGCGGAAAAGAUUCACGAUUACAGUGAGUGGGAAAGUUAAAAAUAGUAAUAAUAAUGAUAAUAAUAAUGGGUACUCUUUUGGUUGGUUUGCUUGGACUGAUGGGAUUCACUAUGUUAGAAGCCCAAUUGCAGUUUCUUCAACUUAAAAUUUUCUUACCCCCUUUUAUAUAUAUUGCCUUAUAUAAUAAACAAUUUAGUACUAUUUUUGUGUUA
This is a messenger RNA of Benincasa hispida (wax gourd), 2490 nucleotides long. RefSeq names its product subtilase family protein. NCBI's taxonomy places the organism in Eukaryota, Viridiplantae, Streptophyta, Magnoliopsida, Cucurbitales, Cucurbitaceae. Gene Ontology annotation, molecular function: serine-type endopeptidase activity. The record is from RefSeq and is a predicted model, not a curated record. Gene Ontology annotation, biological process: proteolysis.